AUGUCUACUUCGAUCAACGAACCAGUUUCCGUUGUUGUCGUCGGAGCAGGCGUUAUUGGUCUGACAAUUGCGCACAUAUUGACAGAAGGAACCAGCGCUCAACAAUACAGGGUGACCGUUGUGGCAAGAGACAUGCCAGAAGAUCUUGACAGCCAGGCCUUCGCGAGUCCAUGGGCGGGUGCAAAUUGGUCUCCGAUGCAGUAUGAUGAGCGAUUGCACCGCUGGGAGAAGCGAACCUUCGACAAGUUGUGGGACAUGAUACCUACUGGCCUUGUCCGGAGGCUGCCGUCCAAGGUGUAUUUUGAACAAGAAGACGCCGAAAGUCAAGCAUGGUGGAAAGAUAUUGUACGAGAUUUCCAUCUCAUAACGCCUGAGGCAUAUUUACCAUCGAACGUCAAGAGUGGAGUUGGAUUCCAUACUGUCUCAAUCAACCCUGGAAUCUAUCUUCUAUGGCUCAAGUCUGAGUUAGCAUCUCGCGGUGUGAAGUUUGUGAGGCGUCGGCUAGUGACUCUCUAUGAAGCAGGGACGCUAGCUGGCGAUAAAGGAGUGGUCGUCAAUGCCACUGGACUUGGUGCACGUUCAUUGAUAGGCGUGGAGGAUGUUAAAAUGUAUCCGAUUCGCGGCCAAACUAUCGUAGUGUUUGCACCAGAGGUCGACCAUUUCGUCACUUUGAUACCUAAUCCGCCAAGGGGCAGCGAGGCGAUCUAUCUCAUUCCUCGACCCUCUCCACAUGGUAUGGUCCUCAUAGGCGGUACCUUUCAGACCAAUGAUUGGGAUACCUCGAUUGAUAUGCCUACUGCGGAGCGCAUGUUUUCGCGUGCGAAAAAAUUCUUCCCUGCCCUGAAUCAUCCACAGACCCGCGUCCUCAGCCACAACGUUGGCUUAAGGCCGGCCCGUGAAGGUGGCCCACGGCUAGAGGCACAAAGGAUGAAUAUGCCCGCGAAGGGAGGCCUGAUUCCAACCUCAACGGAUGCUGCGGUCAACGCUCUGGUCAUCCACGCAUACGGGUUUGGGCCGGCAGGGUACCAGCAAUCGUGGGGAGCAGCGGAGGAGGCUGUCGAAUUAUUAAAAGCAGGCCUCGGGAAAUCAUGA
Messenger RNA from Heterobasidion irregulare TC 32-1, 1092 nucleotides. RefSeq lists its product as uncharacterized. NCBI's taxonomy places the organism in Eukaryota, Fungi, Basidiomycota, Agaricomycetes, Russulales, Bondarzewiaceae. The transcript is spliced from 9 exons. Gene Ontology annotation, molecular function: D-amino-acid oxidase activity; FAD binding. The record is from RefSeq and is a predicted model, not a curated record. The coding region runs from base 1 to 1092 and encodes 363 amino acids.